UAUGAAAUUGAUAAUAUUAACCAUAAUCCAGUCGUAGAGUUUCCGACGUGAAUUUUCGUCUUGCAAUUAGACUCUGAGCCAUGAAGUUGUUGGUACAUCUUGUAAAGAAUGGAAUGGAUUUUCAAGAAAAGGCCGAAACAAGGUCCACUCGCUCUACAAAGGAUGGUCAGAGUAUGAUUGUCGUUCCAGAGGAGAAAACAAUAGCGGUGUAACAACUUCAUCUCAACGAGUUUUUAUUGGAAGAAAACCCUGAGACUUGAUACACUCGAACAAAAUAACAAAGAAAGAAAUAAUUCUGUAGAACAAGUGUCCCCUUAAAUCCUCAUUAGUUUCUGCUAAAAUACACAUUGGUUAAGUCACUGGCCUAAUAAUUCCUGCAUCAUAAAUUGAAAUGCACUAUACUUAAGUAGUAAUAAAAACCAGAAAUAUAAUUUAUCGAGUAACUUUGCUG
Messenger RNA from Nezara viridula (southern green stink bug), 451 nucleotides. The record is from the annotation of a GenBank genome assembly. Lineage: Eukaryota; Metazoa; Arthropoda; Insecta; Hemiptera; Pentatomidae.